Laetiporus sulphureus 93-53 is the source of this 516-nucleotide messenger RNA. RefSeq lists its product as uncharacterized. The annotation marks the transcript as partial. The transcript has 2 exons. The record is from RefSeq and is a predicted model, not a curated record. Lineage: Eukaryota; Fungi; Basidiomycota; Agaricomycetes; Polyporales; Laetiporaceae. Gene Ontology annotation, molecular function: protein binding.
AUGGACAUCGACACGUCCGACAUUGGACGGUACGGGACGCUCGCGCUGCUGAAGCGGCACGAGCCGGACGGCGUCGUCGCUGCGUACCCGAUUGACGAGCCCGAGGUGACGGUCGGACGUGACCCGGCAUGCAGUAUUCGGUUGUAUUAUCCGAGUGUGAGCGCGGUGCAUUGUAAGGUUGUGUUUAAUGAGGAGAAUAAGGUAUGCACGAAUGGGCUCCUUAUCGAUGACUGCCCCGUAUACCCCGCCCCUCCCAACAGCCCACCAACUACCGUCCCGCUAACGAAUAACACGACGCUCGACAUCCACAAGAAGCGCUUCCGUUUCACCUACCCGCCGAAGCACCUCCGCCCCGCGCUCGCUGCGCUCCCACCGACGCCCUCUGCGAACGAGACGCCGGGUCGCCGCCGGCGCGCGCUGCGCAUGUCGAUGAUUCACAGCGCACAUGUCUUCACCCCCCGCCCUUCUGCGGACCCGCGCGCGAACCUCCGUGUACUGCAGUCUCCACUCAAGGCG